CUUCCGCCCCUCCCCAAACUGCGAGUGCGCAAGCCCAAUAGCUCCGAUGCGAAUCCUUGUGUGGCGGUGAUGAGUUCAAUGUUGGGCUGCUGGGCAUCUCAAGGCUACACAACAGCAGGAUGCGCCACGAUAGAACAGCAAUUACGAGUGUGCAUGGACGCAAGGAAACCGGGAGCAGCAAAGAAGUCAACGAUCAACCACCAUCUCUCGAGAUUCUACCCGCAAAUCAAAGGACCGUUCAAGAGG
Molecule: messenger RNA, 246 nt
Organism: Zymoseptoria tritici IPO323
Lineage: Eukaryota; Fungi; Ascomycota; Dothideomycetes; Mycosphaerellales; Mycosphaerellaceae
Exons: 3
Biological process (GO): mitochondrial translation
Cellular component (GO): mitochondrial small ribosomal subunit
Molecular function (GO): structural constituent of ribosome
Source: RefSeq, a predicted model, not a curated record